Messenger RNA from Suillus bovinus, 720 nucleotides. RefSeq lists its product as uncharacterized. The transcript is spliced from 4 exons. The coding region runs from base 1 to 720 and encodes 239 amino acids. The record is from RefSeq and is a predicted model, not a curated record. NCBI's taxonomy places the organism in Eukaryota, Fungi, Basidiomycota, Agaricomycetes, Boletales, Suillaceae.
AUGGCGGCAAAAGCAAACUUCAAGAAUCCAGCCAAAAAGUCAAUUUUGAAGGUGCAGGAGGACCUAUGUGCCAAGAUGGAGUCAACUGCAGGACACACUGCAAGCGGUCAGAAACACCAACCAACCGAACGAGAGACUUACAGAUUCUCAAAAUCUCAUCAAGGUGAAGACCAGCACAAAGACUUACAGGCAAAGAUGGAGAAACAUAAAUUGAAGGCUUUGUGUGCUGCAUACCAAAAAAAUCCCGAAGAGUUCAACGCUGAGCCCACUGAGCUGCACAGCGACAUUGACAGGGAUGAAGAAAACAUAUUCUUAGAUCACUCUGUAUGCACUAAGGUAUCUAUGCCGCAUGCACUCACGUUCAGUGUGAGCAAAACUCCUCUAGUUGUCUUGGCUCCAAAGUCUUUCUCACCUACCAGUGAGCCGCACAAAGCUUCUGUGACUGUCGCGAGACCCACAAUGCUCAGUGGUGACAGCAGCAGUGAUGACAGCAGCUGCGAUGACACUGAGAGCAAGGAUCACAGUGACAGCGACUCCUCACCACUGGUUGUCAGGACCAAGUGCCAACUGCAGGACACUACUGUUGAAGAAACCAGGCCAAAAAUCAUGAAAGUGUUAAAUGGAUCGCGCCAACAAUUGAAGGCUAGUGAUUUUGACGAGCUCACUAAGGAUUUGCUUGCUACUGCAACAUCUAUCUAUCACUGUCUAAUUGUAACAUGA